This is a messenger RNA of Trachymyrmex cornetzi, 713 nucleotides long. RefSeq names its product mitochondrial intermembrane space import and assembly protein 40. Bases 72 to 629 code for a protein of 185 amino acids. Gene Ontology annotation, molecular function: protein-disulfide reductase activity; ribonuclease P RNA binding. The record is from RefSeq and is a predicted model, not a curated record. Gene Ontology annotation, cellular component: multimeric ribonuclease P complex; mitochondrial intermembrane space; nucleolus. The transcript is spliced from 2 exons. Gene Ontology annotation, biological process: tRNA 5'-leader removal; protein import into mitochondrial intermembrane space. Lineage: Eukaryota; Metazoa; Arthropoda; Insecta; Hymenoptera; Formicidae.
UUAAAUCCCCUUCAUCGCACUGCGCUUCGUUUACACUUUGUGCACUCGGAACGAAAUAAUUUCCGAGGUUCAUGGAAGAGAGAGAGGAAGAAAGAAAAUCUCUCUUGUCAGAAAGUUUGGAAGAAAAUUUAAAGAGAUGGAUUUUUAUUCUUGGGAAAACGCGCUGGCCUAUCACACGUUUAGCAGUACUGCACCGGCGCUGCUGUCUGUGCUGUCCACCAGUCCACCACUGCGAGCCGCAAGCGAGAGUGCGACAGAGUGCGAGAGCACGUGAGGUGAGGGACGUUCUGACGCCGUGCAAGUCAGUGCAUCACGUAGAAAUUCCAUCUGAUCCCGAUCUGAUAGUGUCUCCUGUGUAUCUCAAGAAGAACAUUCUGGAAGCCGUCCGAUCGCUGUUUGGAGAGGAAGGAGCCAAGAGUCCUGUAGACAUUCUAAAGCUCUCUCCUGAAAAGCGUAGAUUUGUCCUACGCUGUCCAGAUAACAGUUACGUCCGACUGCGAGCGAGUCUGACUCUGAGUACAAAGUACGAGGGAAAGACUUGCGUGUACACGAUUCAUCGAGCAUCGCCGAAUUUAUUGUCGUUUACUGCCGACAGUAGGACGUUCCAGCACGGAGAUAGUCCCUCUUGAUUCUUCGCCAUGCCACUGAUACGUAAAGAGGGCAAGGACACCAUUAUCUUCGCGUCUAAGGAGGAUCAUGCAGUACCCAGCAAA